Messenger RNA from [Torrubiella] hemipterigena, 216 nucleotides. The record is from the annotation of a GenBank genome assembly. NCBI's taxonomy places the organism in Eukaryota, Fungi, Ascomycota, Sordariomycetes, Hypocreales, Clavicipitaceae.
AUGGCUGAUCCAGCAACGCCCGAGACCGGCAAAGCAGCACGAACCAAGGGCGACAGAGAAACGCUGCUCGCGAAACUCACCGACGGAAACUGCAGCCUUGAUUAUCCUGACCCGUUAACACUUGUUUCUGUCACUACAAAACCAGCCGCUAUUGUCUCAUCUGAAACGGAGGACAAAUGGCACAGUCUGCUCUCUGCUGCUAGAGAGAACUCAUGA